AUGCCGGUUCACUACCUGAUUCUCCUGUCGCGCCAAGGGAAAGUGCGCUUGGCCAAAUGGUUCACUACACUCUCGCCCAAAGACAAGGCCAAGAUUGUCAAGGAUGUCUCCCAGCUGGUCCUGGCUAGACGCACUCGCAUGUGCAACUUCUUGGAGUACAAAGACCAGAAAGUCGUUUAUCGUCGCUAUGCCUCCCUAUUCUUCAUUGCCGGCUGCUCUGCCUCAGAUAACGAGCUAAUCGGCCUCGAGAUUGUGCACCGCUACGUCGAGCAAAUGGACAAAUACUACGGCAACGUGUGCGAGCUGGAUAUCAUUUUCAACUUCCAAAAGGCAUACUUUAUUCUUGAUGAGCUUCUGCUGGCAGGGGAAAUGCAAGAGAGUAGUAAGAAGAAUGUCUUGAGGUGUAUCAGCCAGCAGGACAGCCUUGAAGAUCUCGAGCAUAUCAAUACAUUGUACCAUCCAUCCACUGUGCAUACCCGUUCGCCUCGAAAAAUUCUCCCAUGUCCACGACUCCCACUGGCUCUGGUUCCUUCCACCAUUUUCCUGUCGCUAAUUUCAUCUGCCCAGGUCGAGGAGGAUUCUGUUACAAAGAUCAUGUAA
Molecule: messenger RNA, 600 nt
Organism: Talaromyces proteolyticus
Lineage: Eukaryota; Fungi; Ascomycota; Eurotiomycetes; Eurotiales; Trichocomaceae
Product: clathrin adaptor complex small chain-domain-containing protein
Exons: 5
Coding region: 1-600 (199 amino acids)
Biological process (GO): vesicle-mediated transport; protein transport
Cellular component (GO): AP-1 adaptor complex; intracellular membrane-bounded organelle
Molecular function (GO): clathrin-cargo adaptor activity
Source: RefSeq, a predicted model, not a curated record